GACUUUCUGUAUAAUGUUCGAGCAAGAGCCGUUGGUUUAUCCUGUCGUUGCAUCGUCUACGUUUCGUCUGCGCUCUGCAGAUGAAGGAAGACUUUUAGCUGCAGGGCAAGAUGGCGGACGUGCCUGUUUGUAUUCGCGUUGGCGCAAUCCUACUGUUCUAGCAGCUGCUGAUAUGAUACAGCAUCUGGAACAAGCCGAAGGAACGUUGCUGCUUCCAUCAGGAAUGGCUGCUAUAACCACAUGCCUAUUGACGUUACUCAAAACGGGAGACCAUGUGGUUGCUGCUAAUGUCCUCUAUUCUGGAACCACAUGGUCUCUCAGGAAUACGUUCGCUCGUUGGGGUCUCGAAGUGUCGUGGGUUGACGGCUCGAGUGUUGAAGAAUACAGAAAAGCCAUCAAACCGAACACAAAAUUGCUGUAUAACGAGACACCAGCCAAUCCACUCAUGGGCAUAGUAGACUUGGAAGUAUUCGGACAGCUCAGUGUUACAAAUCCUGACCUCAUCACAGUCGUCGACAGCACGUUUGCGUCUCCCUACUUGCAGCAACCAAUCAAAUAUGGUGUUGAUAUCGUCGUCCACAGCUGUACAAAGUACAUGGGUGGUCACAGUGACCUGACAGCUGGCUGUAUUUCAUUUCGAUCGCAGCAACUAUUCCAGAAGGUUUAUCAUGAGGCGAAAACGAUCGGAACACUCGCUCUUUCACCAUUUGAUGCAUUCUUGUUGCAUCGUGGCCUCAAAACUCUCCACAUACGAAUGCAAAAACACUCAGCAAAUGCUCUCGUGUUAGCACAAUUCCUGAAGAGCCACCCAAAGGUGACUCGAGUGUAUUACCCGGGAUUGCCAUCUCAUCCCGGACACGAGACAGCGAAAAAGCAGAUGAAACAAUUUGGAGGAAUGAUCUCGUUUGAGGUUGCAGGUGGCUUAGAAGCAGGAAAACAACUGGUGGAGGCAACGAGAGUUUUUGUUCUCGCUGUGUCACUCGGCGGCAUCGAGAGUCUAAUCGAGCAUCCGGCUAGCAUGACACACACGCGUGCAAUCAUCACAUCCGAAGACCAAGCGAGUGCCAACAUCACAGACGGCUUACUGAGAUUAAGUGUUGGGAUUGAAGAAGUCGAUGUACUGAAGGCGGAUCUGGCUCAAGCCUUGGACAAGGUUAUAGUCGCGUGAUAGUCACGUGACACAUGUACACCAUGAUAUCUUUCCUUGUAUGCUAUUGGUUUGACUGAUUGUAUGUAU
This is a messenger RNA of Corticium candelabrum, 1237 nucleotides long. Its product is annotated as L-methionine gamma-lyase-like. The record is from RefSeq and is a predicted model, not a curated record. Gene Ontology annotation, molecular function: carbon-sulfur lyase activity; pyridoxal phosphate binding. The coding region runs from base 14 to 1168 and encodes 384 amino acids. Gene Ontology annotation, cellular component: cytoplasm. Gene Ontology annotation, biological process: transsulfuration. Lineage: Eukaryota; Metazoa; Porifera; Homoscleromorpha; Homosclerophorida; Plakinidae. The transcript has 9 exons.